Botrytis deweyae is the source of this 1170-nucleotide messenger RNA. RefSeq lists its product as uncharacterized. Lineage: Eukaryota; Fungi; Ascomycota; Leotiomycetes; Helotiales; Sclerotiniaceae. The record is from RefSeq and is a predicted model, not a curated record. Gene Ontology annotation, molecular function: mannitol-1-phosphate 5-dehydrogenase activity. The coding region runs from base 1 to 1170 and encodes 389 amino acids. Gene Ontology annotation, cellular component: cytosol. Gene Ontology annotation, biological process: mannitol catabolic process. The transcript is spliced from 2 exons.
AUGGGUUUAAAAGCAGUUCAUUUCGGUGCCGGCAACAUCGGUAGAGGGUUCGUCGCUGAAUUUCUUCACAAAUCUGGUUAUGAAGUCGUCUUCUGCGAUGUCAUGGACAGCAUCAUCACAAAAUUACAAACCACCCCUUCAUAUAAAGUUAUUCAAGUUGGAGCCGAGGGUACAAGCGAAGAUACCAUCACCAAUUACCGUGCGAUAAAUUCGAAAACACAUGAAGCCGAUGUUAUUGAGGAGAUUCGUACAGCCGAUGUAGUAACAUGCUCGGUUGGCCCAAAUAUUCUCAAGUUCAUUGCACCAGUCAUUGCCAAGGGUAUUGAUGGCCGAGCCAAUGAUGCAACCCCCAUUGCAGUCAUUGCUUGCGAAAAUGCCAUUGGUGCCACUGAUACCCUCGCCAAUCACAUCAAGGGUGACCACACUCCAGAAGAUCGUCUAGAGGACCACCACGAGCGCGCACGAUAUGCAAACUCUGCCAUCGAUCGCAUUGUUCCCGCUCAAGACCCAAAUGCAGGUCUUGAUGUCAAGCUUGAGAAAUUUUACGAGUGGGUGGUUGAUCGCUCACCUUUCCAUGAUCACGAACCUCCGGCGAUCAAGGGAAUCAAAUGGGUGGAUGAUUUAAUACCAUACAUUGAGCGUAAACUCUUCACCGUCAACACUGGACACGCAGCUGCUGCAUACCACGGAUAUUACCACCAGAAGACUACAGUCUACGAUGCACUACAAGACCCUAAGAUCCUCAAGGAAGUCCACAUGGCAUUGGAGGAGACAAGUAGACUGAUCGUCGGCAAGCAUGGUAUCGAAGCACAAGAGCAAAAGGAUUAUGUCGACAAGAUCAUUACCAGAAUAGGAAACCCACAUCUGGAGGAUGCAGUAGAACGAGUUGGUCGUGCACCCUUACGAAAACUGAGCAGGAAAGAAAGAUUUAUUGCCCCUGCAGCCGAACUUGCGGAGGAAGGAAAGGAAUUUGGUGCAUUGCUAGACGCUGCUGAGAUGGCUUUCCGUUUCCAGAACGUUGAGGGUGAUGAUGAAUCCAAGGAGUUGGCCAAGAUCAUGUCGGAAAACUCACCAGAACAAGUCGUGGAAAAGGUCUGCGGGUUGCAAUCGGAUCAUCCAUUGUUCCCUCAUGUGGUAGCCGUCGUUAAGAAGGUUCAAGCCGAUGAGUAG